UCGCCGGGCAUAUCCACACGCGAAGAACACGUCGCGAUGGCCUCGGCAAGUGACAAGGGCGGUCAAACCGUCGAUCUUGCGACCCUGUCCGCCCCACAACUCAGCCAGCUGAAGAAGCAACUCGACUCCGAGCUCGAGCAUCUGACCUCUUCUUUCCAAUCUCUCCGUAGCGCACAGGCACGCUUCCGCGACUGCCUCAAGUCCAUCUCUGGAGGCCUUGCGUCCGGCUCUACUGAGAAGCCCAUCCUCGUCCCUCUUACCUCCUCCCUCUACGUCUCCGGCACGCUUGCCGAUGUCAAGUCCGUCCUUGUCGAUGUCGGCACCGGUUUCUAUGUCGAGAAGUCGCUUGAUGAUGCCACGGAUUUCUAUAAUCGCAAGGUCAAGGACCUUGAGAAGAACUUGAAGGAUCUAGAGGCCAUUGUCACCGGCAAGAGUAAUAACUUGCGUGUCAUUGAGGACGUGUUGAGGCAGAAGGUGCUUGCGGCACAGGCCGCUCAAAGCCAGGCGGCUGCCGCUACUUCUUGAGCGGUCGAUAGCGCUGUCCUGGCCCCCCAAUCGCCGGUGAACUGCACUGCGGCGUUGCAUAAAUCUAAGCUUUCUUGAGGUAUCAAGCCAGCCAGGGUGUUCAUUCGCGCAAGACACUGGCAACAAGCAGGGUCAUCUUACUACCCACAAGGCUAAGAUUUAAUCUUUGGCAUGAAAGACGGAGUCAGUUUAUCUAGCGCCAUUCGAGAUGCUUCGAGGGUUUGGUUCUUUCCGAGGCCAUUUAAGCAAGAAAGAGGCGCAACUAAAAUAAAAAGUGCAAUACUAGCUCAUUUCCAGUAGAUAUAAAAAGAAGCAUUAGACCC
This is a messenger RNA of Aplosporella prunicola CBS 121167, 848 nucleotides long. RefSeq lists its product as uncharacterized. Bases 37 to 525 code for a protein of 162 amino acids. The record is from RefSeq and is a predicted model, not a curated record. Lineage: Eukaryota; Fungi; Ascomycota; Dothideomycetes; Botryosphaeriales; Aplosporellaceae. Gene Ontology annotation, cellular component: cytoplasm; prefoldin complex. Gene Ontology annotation, biological process: regulation of DNA-templated transcription; protein folding. The transcript has 4 exons.